CACAGCCCGCGUGCCUCCAGCUUUCUUCCCUGAGCGUUCCUGCCCCGUGUUUCCCCGCAGUCCCCACCCAGCGGAGGGCCGCUGCAGGUCAGGGAAAGCAGGACGCCGGGGAACUCAGAGGCAGAGGCAGAGGGGCGCCGGGGCAGGGUCCCUGACGCCAGGGCGGCAGGUCCCCCCUCCGCCCCCCCCCCCCCCCCCCCGCUCCUGGAGGGCGAGGUGGUCGAGGGGACUUUCAGGGCACUCAGUCAAGCUAUGGGCGCCGUCUGGGGUUCCGGGGGCCCCUUAAGGCUCCAGCUACUUGGCGCGGGCAUUGCAAGGGACUCCGUUCGCCGUGCAGCCUGGAAGCCGGCGGGACUGAGAAACAGCUCCAGCCCGGUGUGGUUCGCACCCUAGGAGUAAGGGCCCGGGUGCGAGAGGGAUGCUUCUGUCCCGGAGAGCGGGGGCGGGCAGCGGGCGCUCAGGGCCCGGUUCCACCAUCGGACGCCCGCUUCGGCGCUGCCUCCCGGCCGAGUGGGCUCGCCCGCGCUGACUGCCCGGAGGGGGCCUCGCCCUGGACCCUCCCCGCCUCCUGGGCGUGGGGCUGGGGAUGUGGAGACUGGAGGACACCUGCAGCCGCCCCGGCUCCUUCCGACUGCACCGGCGCCCCAGCGGGAACCCCGUCUCGUUAUGGGCCACAACGGCAGCUGGGUGCCCCGGAACGCCAGCGCCCGGAGCACGCUCGGGGAGCCCGGCGAGGCGCAGCUGUACCGCCAGUUCACCACCGCCGUGCAGGUCGUCAUCUUCAUCGGCUCACUGCUCGGAAACUUCAUGGUGUUAUGGUCUACUUGCUGCACAACUGUGUUCAAAUCAGUCACCAACAGGUUCAUCAAGAACCUUGCCUGCUCCGGGAUCUGUGCCAGCCUGGUCUGUGUGCCCUUCGACAUAAUCCUUAGCGCCAAUCCUCACUGCUGCUGGUGGAUCUACACCAUGCUCUUCUGCAAAAUCAUCAAGUUCUUGCACAAAGUCUUCUGCUCCGUGACCAUCCUCAGCUUCCCUGCAAUUGCCUUGGACAGGUACUACUCUGUCCUCUACCCACUGGAGAGGAAGCUAUCUGAUGCCAAGUCCCGGGAACUGGUGAUGUACAUCUGGCUCCACGCAGUGGUGGCCAGCAUCCCGGUGUUUGCCGUGACCAACAUGACUGACAUCUAUGCCAUGUCCACCUGCAAUGAGGUCUGGAGCAACUCCCUGGGCCACCUGGUCUAUGUCCUGGUCUACAACAUCACUACGCUCAUCGUGCCUGUGGCCAUCGUCUUCCUCUUCCUAAUCCUCAUCCGCAGGGCCCUGAGUGCCAGCCAGAAGAAGAAGGUCAUCAUCGCAGCACUGCGCACCCCACAGAACACCAUCUCCAUCCCCUAUGCCUCCCAGCGGGAGGCCGAGCUGCACGCCAUGCUGCUGUCCAUGGUGACUGUCUUCAUCCUGUGCAGUGUGCCCUAUGCCACCCUGGUGAUCUACCAGACUGUGCUCAAUGUCUCAGACACUUCCAUCUUCUUGCUGCUCACUGCCAUUUGGCUGCCCAAAGUCUCCCUGCUGGCCAAUCCUGUGCUCUUCCUCACCGUAAACAAAUCUGUCCGCAAGUGCUUGGUGGGGACCUUGGUGCAGCUCCAUCACCGCUAUAGCCGCCGCAACGUGGUGAGCAUCGGGCACGGCCUUGCUGAUGCCAGCCUGGAGCCCAGCGCCCGCUCAGGCAGCCAGCUCCUAGAGAUGUUCCACAUUGGACAGCAGCAGAUCUUCAAGCCUACAGAUGAUGAAGAGGAGAGUGAUGCCAAGGACCUGGGCUCCACCGACCUCCGGCCUAAGGGGAUCUUGCCUCUCUGCCUGCAGAGCCCACCGGGCACAGUGGACUCUGACUCUCAGCUUGCACUGUCCACCCCUGGGGAAGCAGAGGCAUUCCCUGACAGGUAUUCCAUGCACUUUGGCUUUGGGCCUUUUGAGCUGCCACCUCAGUGGCUCUCUGAGACCCGGAAUAGUAAGAAGCGGCUGCUGCCCCCCUUGGGGAACACCCCAGAAGAGUUGAUCCAGACAAAGAUGCCCAGGUCAGGCAGGGUGGAACGGAAGAUGAGCAGAAACAACAAAGUCAGCAUCUUUCCAAAGGUGGAUUCCUAACAAGGAUCAUAGAUCCCUGGAAGCUGCAAAGAGCUUCUGUAUUUCUGCCUGUCACCCUUCUCUUUACCUCCCCCCCCACCAACACACACGCAUUUUAACUCUGUGACUUGUAUAAUUUCAUUGCAGCCCAAUGUGAGUUGACUCCUCCUGGAUGGGCCAAGAGUUUUGAAUGAAAGGAAGACCUAUGUAAAGUCUAAUAUCCUGCAGCCAGGUGGUGGUGCACACAUGUUACCAUGCUCAAGGACCUGGGUUCAAGACUCCAAUAUCCACCUGCAGGGGCCAACCUCAUAAGUGCUGGAGCAGUACUGCAUGUGUCUCUGCCCUUUUUCUGUCUCUCUCCUUCUCUGUCUCUUGCCAUCUAUAAUAAUCACAUGUCCUCUUUAUCAAGGGAGUACAUAUUUAUAUUUCAGUGACCCAUGUGCUUAGUAAAGUCCAUAUUUUUCUCUGUGAAAAGAAAGCUGGACAGGGUGGAAUAGGCCAGGUUCUCUCUGCAGUUACUGGGGCCCCUCAGUUCCUCGAGCCUAGCAGAGAAUACAUGGACAGGAAGGAGUGAGUGAGCUCAAAGUGAGAAGGGACACUCCAAGGGAAGUCCAAGAACCUUAUGAAGUAGUGGUAUGGCCACUAAGAGAAUGUCAUAUGAUGGCUUUUAAUUUUUUUAUUGUCUAUAUUUAUUUAUUGGAUAGAGAUAGCCAGAAAUUGAGAGGGAAUGGAGGGAUAGAGAAUGGGAGAGAGGUAGAAAGACACCUGCAGCCCUGCUUCACCACUUGCAAAGCUUUCCCCCUGCAGGUGGGGACCAGGGGCUUGAACCUGAGUUGAGUGCACAUUAUAACAAGUGCACUCAACCUAGUGUGACACCACCUGGUCCCAUUUUUUUUUUUAAUUUCAGCAAGACCACAGCUCAGUUCUGAUUUAUGACUGUGUCAGGAUUGGACCUGGAACUUUGGACCCUCAGACAUAAGUCAUUUGCAUAACCAUUAUGCAAGUUCCCCAAUCCAAUAUGAACUUACAUUGGAGAAACACUUGUCUUUUAAAAAUUGU
This is a messenger RNA of Erinaceus europaeus (western European hedgehog), 3180 nucleotides long. It is a transcript of the gene GPR176, whose product is annotated as G protein-coupled receptor 176. Gene Ontology annotation, biological process: G protein-coupled receptor signaling pathway. Gene Ontology annotation, molecular function: G protein-coupled receptor activity. The transcript has 3 exons. The record is from RefSeq and is a predicted model, not a curated record. Gene Ontology annotation, cellular component: plasma membrane. Bases 667 to 2142 code for a protein of 491 amino acids. NCBI's taxonomy places the organism in Eukaryota, Metazoa, Chordata, Mammalia, Eulipotyphla, Erinaceidae.